This is a messenger RNA of Anopheles funestus (African malaria mosquito), 1030 nucleotides long. It is a transcript of the gene Pex11ab, whose product is annotated as peroxisomal membrane protein 11A. The record is from RefSeq and is a predicted model, not a curated record. Gene Ontology annotation, cellular component: peroxisomal membrane. The transcript has 3 exons. Gene Ontology annotation, biological process: peroxisome fission; regulation of peroxisome size. Lineage: Eukaryota; Metazoa; Arthropoda; Insecta; Diptera; Culicidae. Bases 210 to 872 code for a protein of 220 amino acids.
CUUCGUUAUCGGCACAGUCAAUAAUUACUUUAUUGCUGAAGAUUGUGGUUCUGCUACUUGGUUCCAGUUGGAUGCGGUGAACUUUGUAACGGCAUUUUAGUUGUUACAAUUGUUCAAUGUUUACGCCUCUGUGCAUGGUAGUUUUUCACCCAUCGUUAUAGUGUUAUUUACGUCCUUGCUUUUAGGGUAAACAGUUACAAACAAUAGCGAUGGAUAUCGUUAUCAAACUGAACAGCCAAACGGUUGGAAAAGACAAAAUUGCAAGAUUGUGUCAAUAUUCCUGCCGCGCGUUAUGGGCCAGCAAAGAAGGAUCGGAAUCGAUCGAAACGAUUAAAUUGUUGAAACACAUUGAAAGCAUUUUAAGUUCAUUUCGGAAACUGUUACGCUUUGGAAAAGGUUUUGAAGUAUUGUACGGUGCUAUCGGGAGUCUAAAGUCCAAAGAGCAUUUCGACCAUCUGUUUAUUGUGCUGGGAAAGCUUGCGUCGGGGUUGUUUCUGUUAGCCGACCAUGUCGUAUGGCUAUCACGGUCCGGAAUAAGCAAAGGCAUCAACACAAACAUGUGGGUUGAUCGUUCGAAUCGCUUUUGGUUAAUUUCGAUCCUUUUCAACCUAUGCCGGGAUGCGCAGGAACUGUACCGGCAGUUUGUGUACUACAGCCGGUCAAACGUUCGUAAUCUACAAAGGAUGUUAUAUGCAUUGUAUCGCGAAAACAAGCCGCUUCUCGUCGACAUCGUCAAGAACGCUUGCGACGUGUUCAUUCCGCUUAACGGGCUGGGAAUCGUGACUAUGUCGAACCAAACCAUCGGCAUGCUGGGAGCAAUUUCUUCCAUUAUGGGCUUGUUACCGUUACUGUAUCCAAGGUUAAAGUUUUAGCGACGAAAUUUUGUAAAAUACAACGGUGAACGGUGCUAAAUGUGGUGUGGUGCAGAUGAAAUCUACUUGCAGCUGUAAAGAAGGUAUAUUUACUCAGGCGUGGGACAAUUUUGUAAAACUAUUUUUCACGAACAAAUACAUAGUUUGAUACCGACAUA